AUGGUGAAAUUUGUUAAAACUGUCAAACGCAUUACGUUCUCAGAUGAAAAAAUUAUAGAAUUAAUUGAAUUAUAUCGGGAAAAUGAAUGUCUUUGGAACAUUAAGUCGGCUGAAUAUAAAAAUAAUAUUAAAAGAAAAGCUGCAAUUACUGAUAUUGCCAAAAAUUUGUUUGUCAAAGAGGAAAUAAUCAAAAAGAAAAUAACUUCAAUACGAUCUACGUACUUGAUGGAAAAAAAGAAAAUUUUGGAUAGCCACAAAACAGGUUCUGGUACAGAUGAUCUCUACUCACCGUUAGUGCCAUUGUAUGAGCAUAUGACGUUUUUAAACGAUGUGAUAAUUGCCCGCAAAACUAAAUCUAAUUUGGAAUCCCAAAUAAUAGAGGAAAAGAAGAAAAUCAACGAGAAUAUGAUAAUAUAUGACAUCAAUCAAAUGAGAAGGAAAAAGAAUAUACUCAAACACAUUAACAAGAGGAGCAGGAGAGAACCAAGAGCAACCAAACCUACCACGAUCAGAAGAUCAGGUAAGAGAAUAUUUAGAUAA
Messenger RNA from Psylliodes chrysocephalus, 540 nucleotides. The record is from the annotation of a GenBank genome assembly. Lineage: Eukaryota; Metazoa; Arthropoda; Insecta; Coleoptera; Chrysomelidae.